AGUCCAGUCCUGCUACUUCUAAAGAAACUGUAGCGGUCGGCCUUUUUUUCCCCCUUCAAUUUGGACUUUGCUGGUGACUGCAGGUACCUCAAUGCGACGCCUGCCGCCUCUCACCACCUCACUCAUCACUCGCCCUAACCUCCCGUCGCCCAGCCCGCUUAUUGCAUCGCUGUCCUCGAUACAGCUAUGCGGUAGCACAGCUUCCUCAUCAACACCCGCUGUCUCUGCGGGAGUCCACAGGGCGCUGUUGUUCAGCGUGACCGGUAUGGCCACCGCCGCCGCCGCCACCGCUGUUCGUCCCGCUUCCUCAACCAACCCCGGCAGCCACUUCACCUCCUUUGAGGUGGAGAGCGAACUGCAGUGGGCACAAGAAGACCUGCGCGAGCUGCAGACCCCGUUGGAGGGGGCUGCGGCGCCUCCAUCGGCUCUACCAGAAACGCCUACGCUCCCAUCAUCAUCACCACCCCUGCCUCCACCAUUCCUCGACAAUAGCAGACAUUACAAGAUGGAGGAGGAAACACACGUUGGACUCCCACACGCAGCCAAAGGAAUACGACCGGUGAAGGCAAUGGACGCCAGCCGCCCCGUUGAUGGGCCGUGUCCGUCGCUCCCUUCAUGCCUUCAGCACCGCCGGUGGUGCGACGCGGCGCACGAACGUCGUGGCAAAAGCGUUCCAGGUUAUGUUGACGCAGCUCGCGAAGUGCUUGUGUAUCUGGGCAAGGCAUGGAGGCAACAGCGAGACGCAAGGACUUAUUCGCAUGCAGUUGGGGAUAGCAGCUUCGCUGCGCUGACAGCAUCGCUUCUGCGUGACGCACACGUGGAGGCUCUGUUGGUGCUGCUUGAGCUGGUGGUCUCACCACACUUGAGCAGCAGUGUUUACGCAAAUGUCAUUGCCUCCUUGAACGAACCUCGCGCCUCUCUUCUGCCGUGUCUCAUGCAGCUCCUUUAUCGUCGCCAGGUGGAAGUGUCAGGGAGGCACAUGGCGCAGCUAAGCCAGCUGCUGCUUGCGUACUCUCCUGUAUUCGUUGCCGCCUCGCAGCACGCCGCAGUGUGGGACUUGUUUACGCUGUUGUGCUACGCCACGCGGCGCCGCCUCCGUCGCAAGCACAACCGCGACUGUCUGGAAGCUUUUCUAUGGGGCCUUUAUGAUCCCUUGAGCCGCGAUGAGGAAUUCAGCAAGAAUGCUGACGGGGUGCACCUGCUCAACACGGCGGACGGCUUCGUUUUUGGCCGACCUUCGCCGCGUGCGACGCAGGGUGGAAGUCACCUGCAGCUGCCGAGCUGCAACGACGUGCGCGUUGCCACCCUGCACCACCUCCUCUACCGCUGUCUGCAAACGGAGACGUCGCUGCAGAUAGAUGCGCAGGCGGCCGCCCACAUCGAACUCCUCCUCUCUUGGGCCCUUCUCCUGGCCGGCGACGACAUGCGGCCCUUCAUGCGCGACGCCGUGGUGCAUCGUCUCUGCAAACCCAUCACACCGUCCAACACCGGUGCAAGCGCGGGGAGGCGCAUCUCAACGCUCGAGUCGGUGAGGCAGUGGAGGCGUUUGGCGCUGCGACACAAUGAAGCUCCACUGCGGCACGUGGAAGAGAAUGACAAGGGCGGGCGUGGAAAGCACGGGAAGGCGUUGCUGCCAGCAGCGGCGGUGUUCAACACGGUGGAGCGAGAAGCACGUCAGACCGGCGGCUGGGCCGUGCCUGCGAUGGAGCGAUGCCUGCUGUCCACUCUAAUGCACUCCACGCACCUUCCAACGGGUACGCAACGAAAUACGUCUUCGGCAGCGACCACGCGCUACAGGAAACCAACGCGGUCCACAAAAGCAGAGAAGACUGAGAGUGAGCUGAGACUGGCAGGGGCGGCGGCCGCCACACCACGCGCCUACGCACGACUGCGGUGGGGGUCGCUAGACUCCGGUCUGCCUCCUUACAGCUCUACCACCACACCGACCGCAGCACGCCUCUUACAGCGACGGCAAGCGUCAAGCGAGGAGGAAAUUGCGGAACUGAUGCACACCGCGCUGGAGCUGCCCAAGCACGCGUGGUGUCUCGCCGAGGCGGUCGCCGUGCGCUUGGUGCGGUGCCUGCGUCUUCGCGCUGCAUACCCCGUUGCAGCACCCAGAGCUACCUCCGUCACACGCCGGCAACUCCUCGCUGCCUUCCGUCGACUUGCUCGUCACAGCCGUGUGGGUGUGCUGACGCACGCGCUGGUGCUGGAAAGCGAUGAUACGGCGACCCUGUCAGCGGCGCCAACGAAGGACGGUUGUGGGGAGGACCCUUUCUCCUUCGCCGAGUUUGCAGCGGCGGCGACGUUGACGCUGGUGCGCCACAUUCACUCUGACGAAGAUGCUGCACAGAUAAUAGGCGUGUGGUGGUAUGAGCGAAGCACAGCUGCCACACACAUCUCCCCCGACGUCCUCCGUCGGCUGCGUGCGUGGGUGGAGGCACUACCGCCCCCGCUGCUCUCCGAACAACUGGCGAGAACGUUCGAGCAGCUAUCGCAACUCGAAACGUCGGUGCCCUCCUCGGCUUCAUUUGCAGGGUCGUACUUGCUCACGAGCAGCGAGGAUAAGGUGAACGACAGCGAAGCGAAGGAGGUGUGGAAGGCCAUUAUCGCCGCCGCACAGCCGCAUAACACGGCGCAGCCUGUCCAGGUACAGGAUGGGGGCGCCAGCAGCGUUGGUGCCUCCAUCGACACACCAACGGCUCCAUCGUUCUCCUUCUCCACAACACCGCAUCAAUCUUCCGUGAAGGACGCGGUGACGGUGCGCUCCGGCAACGUCGUCUCGCUGCGCCGACUGCAGUGGAUCGCACUGCUCAACGACAGUCCACGUCGCGAGUGGCGAUGGUUGGGCAUCUCAGCUGAACCGCAUUCGUGGACAGAGCAGUGCCGUCUUGUGGAGGCUUCGGAGAAGGCGGAGUUAACGGCCGUUGAGCAGCACAACGCAACGGACUUGGGGGACCGCUGCCUCCACGGUCAAUGUGAGACCGCGACGGCGUCGUGGAGAGCGCUGCGUAGGUGGGGCUGGCUGGACGAGUUAAUGACGACGUACAGCGGCCAAGACGGUCGAGCUGGGCUGGCGGAGGAGUGCGGAAGGGGGCGGUUGGAAGAUGAGGAGCUCGGUCGUACAGCAGCCGCUGCUGAAACCGCCGCGCACGACGGUCUGUCGCCCUCCGCUUGUUUAGGCGCGUCUCAAAUCAUUACGCAUUUCGUGAGGAUCGCCUGCCACACCUUCCAGACGCUCUCGGCAACAGGAGCAACGCACGCACGUCACUCACCUGCCCCCGCCGCUGCCGAUACGACGAGAACUCCGGUGACCUCGCAGACAUAUGCAGCUCCUUUUGAGACGUGGGAGGAGGCACUGCGCACCCUCGCCUCCUAUUGCGAACUCCUCGCCACGAAUGCGGAGGAAGUGAAGGAACACGACUCGGCGCGUGCGGUUCAUCACAAAAAGCUGCUCUGUGCUGCUUCCGCCUUCAUUGAAUGCUCGAUCGCCUUCUGGCGGGCCCUUCACGCCCCACUCUUCACUUCGGCUGACGUCAACGAUGCCGCUGAUGUGUCCUCAGUGUUGUGUGCGCAGUACAAAACCAUUCUGGACUUGCACUCUGCGGUGGCACUGGCACAACAGAAGCUCGCGUUGCACCACCCCGGUGAAGAAGAAAGGGAGGCAGCGGCGUCUGCACUGCCGUCGCUGCCCGCCGAACUCCACGCAGAUGUGUUCCGCCUCCUUACGCACGCGCGUGUGCCACGGUGGCGACAGUGUGAAGCGCUCCUUCUCUUGGCAGACGACGUGGCCACUUUAUCGAGCGCCGGUGCGAAGACCGCCGGCGGAGGGACACCAAUGACGGCGGCACGGGCUACGCCGACAUGGCAAGGCUCUUUCGAAAUACCACUGUUUGUGUAUGCCGAGGUGCUGACGGCCUAUGCAGCUCAUCAACAGCCCGUGCCGCAGCAGCUUCGCGAGCGGUGUAUGCGAAGACUGCGAGGCGCUUUGUGA
Molecule: messenger RNA, 3994 nt
Organism: Leptomonas pyrrhocoris
Lineage: Eukaryota; Euglenozoa; Kinetoplastea; Trypanosomatida; Trypanosomatidae
Exons: 1
Coding region: 935-3994 (1019 amino acids)
Source: RefSeq, a predicted model, not a curated record